Molecule: messenger RNA, 4356 nt
Organism: Cinara cedri
Lineage: Eukaryota; Metazoa; Arthropoda; Insecta; Hemiptera; Aphididae
Source: the annotation of a GenBank genome assembly
AAUCAGUCGUGUACGCUGUACGGGUUGUUCGUGUAGAUUGUAUAGUGUGUUGAUCAUAGACAAAAAACAAUUACGCGUAUGGUUCUAUAGUGUUGCACUUACCCAACUCGGUUAAAAACUGUUACGUUUUUGUUUCUUCAGUUUGCGAUAGAAUCAGGCGAAACACUUCUGGCCACCGCAAAUCAUUAUGGCCCUGUCGUAUUUUUCGUUGUCCACCGAAAAGCUGGUCGAAGUGUUUUACGAACCCAAAAACUGCAACGAGCAUAAUGGCGUAACGGUAUUGUGCAGCCGCUUCACAGCCAAUUACAGGUAUUUACUUACCAAUAGCAUUGGCGGAAAUUAUGAGAAUGACUUGAAAGGUCUAAGUUCUUCAAGUCCCCCUGCAUAAUUUCCCCCAAUAUACAAUACGUCCAACACGUGACGAAAAUAUGACAAAAUCUUCCCAAUUUAUUGACGUUAUAAAAAUAAUCCUCUAACUUAUUUAUUCAUAUUUGAAUGUGUUACCUCUAAAUUAAACAGAUCUUGAAUUUAUUAGCAAUUAUAUAAAUAACUUAUAAUAGGUAGUAUAUUAGGUUAGGUGUUCAAAUAUGUAUUACAUAGAUACAAUCCACCUAAAUUCUCCACGGUUGUCAAAACAUCAGAAAAAUAAAUUUAUUCUUAUUUAAAAAUUAAAAAUACUAAAAUAUUAACUAAUUUUUUUUUUUUUUUUGGUUUUCUUUGUCAAUAUUUGUUUCAUUAUUGUUUAAGUGCUCUAUUUUUAAAUACUUAAAUGUUAGUACAGUAAAACUUUUAUAAUGGAAUUGCUCUGUACCAACUGAUUUGUCCGUUAUUAAGGAUUUUCUGUUUUAAGGAGAUUUCCACAUUAUAAAGAGUCCGUUAAAAGGAGGUUUUACUGUAUACAAUUUUUAGUGAAAAAUUUGUUUUUACAAUUGCAUUUUAACUUGUGUUCUUAUUAUGUAUUAUUGUUAUUUAUUUAUAAAACACUAUAAUUUAGGAUAAAAAAAAACAAUUAACAGAUCUGCUAGGUAUAAGUAAUAUUUCAUUCUCUGCUGUUAAUCUGUAGGAGACUCUUUUGAAUAUUUAUUUUAUUUGUUAUUAUAGACAAUUUGAUGCAUCAAAUCCUCUGUCAAUAAUAGAAAACAGCAAUAAUAUUAGUGAUGAGUAUGGGAAUUCCAGUGAUGAUGAAAUUGAUAUUAUACAUCUGAGUAAACAUAUAUUAAGCACUACAAUUAUUGAACAUGAUGCAAAUAUUAAAAAGUGAGUAAUAAUUCUGUUAUGAUUAAUUUUAAGGUUAGAGAAUUAAAUUUAUGAAAAUUUUGUAAGUAUUAUAUAUUUAAUACUAUCAUAUUAACUUUCAAAAUAUAUUGAACUGAAAAACAUUUGAAUUAAAUUACCAUAAAUAGAUGAAGCAAAGAAACUAAAACUUCAUCUGUUUAUGGAAUUUUAGAUUUUGAGCAGAGUGAGAACCAAAUUGGUUUUAUGAUAUUAUUGUUUUUUUUUCCGUGGACAACUUUUCUACCAGGAAUUUUGCUUCUAUUUCAAAUAUAGCAAUUUUUCUGAAAGAAAAGCUGAUUGUGUGGUAAUUUUUACCUAUUGUUACUUUAUUGUUUUCAUAAUAAAUGAGAAAAAACAUAAGAAAAAAGGGAAAAUUUACAAAAGGUGUUAUUUUAAAAUCGUCUUUCAAAACAUGUAUUACUGAACUCCGCUUAGAAUAGUUUUUCGUGAGCAAAGAUUAAUCAUUGCAUACAAAUAAAAAUAAAAUUCCCCUCUAUGUCCUACCUUCCUAACUUCUCAUCUAUAACAGUGGCCCAUUCAUGCGAAGUAUGUCUGCAUCUUAUUUUAUAUAUCUACGUAAUAUAUUUUAUUUAUUUAUUUUUUUUUAUAUUUCUGUUACAGACAAUAUGAAACAGAAUCACAAAAAAUGAAUGCAGUUCUUGAAGAUAUCGGUUUGAUCAUUGACGGUGUAUCAAAAUUUUUUACAUUCAAAUCACAACCAUCAUAUAUGAUGUUUCAUAAACAUAAUAUUACUAGUUACAGUCCAGAUAGAAAUGCCUCUUCAAUCACUACUGAAGUUUGUAAAUUUAUUUUUAAAGAAUUACUUACUCUAAUUUUAAUUUAAAACAAUGAAAUCAAUAUUUUUCUUACUAGAAAAUUUGUAGUUCAUAAAUAAAUUUUAUUUUUGUUUGUUUAAUAAGAGCAUCAGAACUUAUUGGAUAUGUUGUACGUCUGAAGAACUCCAAUUGUUUUUAAUAUUAGAAGUCUAAUAAGUAAUAAAUAUAUAUCGAAAUACAACAUUUUUGUUCAUCAAUUUCGCAUAAAUUAAUGAUAAUUAAAUGUCUGUUAUAAACUUUAUGAGCUGAUCUGAUCAAGAUGUAAAAAAAGGCUAGAAUGUAAACAUAAAACUAGAAACGUAAUUAAAUUUUUUUUUAAAAGUUCCCCUAAUCUAAUUUAGAGCAAAACAUUGAAUGUAUUUUCAUUCAUUUUCAUUCAAAAAUAGAUUUGAUACUCUAUAUAGUAAUAUUUAUAUUAAAUAUUUUGUAUAUAAUUAAAAUACAUAGUUUGUACUUAGUGGCGCUGAAGUCCCAAAAAUGUAGUCAGAUGAAGUACAUUUCAAAAGACUCAAUAAUUAAACAUACCCAUUUUUGUCUAAAUGGAUAGUUAGUAUAGAUUUUUAUUUCUAUUAAUUUUUUUUGGCAAUCAAACUGGCCAAAAAUGAAGUGGCCCAAUGCUUAAUUUUUAAGAGGUGUCUGGCUAAGUCUCGACCUUAAUAUAGGUUCUGCACCACUGUUGGGUACUUGGUAACUAAUGAGUUGUUUUUUUUCAUCUUAUAGCUAGCACAUAUCUAAAAAGUAAUAGUAAUUAAUAAUCAGAAUUUGGAACUUAUAGCAUUCGCUAAUUUGUCUUGGCAUUACAUUUAGCAGUGUUAUAUAAUUAAGUAAGUCCCAAAAACCCUGGUAAUUAGUAAUAAUUAAUAUGGGUAAUGACCAUAAAUAAUGUAAUACACAUUUAUUUAUCUUAUAUUUAUAUUUUUUCAGUUACUUAAUAUAUUAUUAGAUUAUUUGGUAAUUAUUUAUAAAUUGGUGAUUUGUGUGUUUGUUUUUUUUAUUAAUAUUUAUUAUAUUUUAGAAUUCAAUUGAUAGUUCAGGUUCAAUCAAAUAUAAUACUGAAAGAAAAUGGUGUACCUCAACUCCUAUGUCAUCUCCUAAUCAUAAAUACAAGUCCAUUGAUGAAUAUAGAGUAUGUACAAUUUUAUUUUGUAUUUUUUGUUUGUUUUAAAAUUAUUCUUUAUAUAAAUUGGUAAUUAAAAUUUAAAAUGUUGUUUUUUUAUUACAUACAUUUUGCAUUCAUUGUGUACAAAGUAAAUUAGUUAAAAUUAAUUUAAUGGUUUUGUUUUUUUUUUUAUUAUUAGAAAUAUUUUAAUUCAAUGGUUAUGAAACAUGAUAGAUUAAAAGAAAAAAACAGUUAUUUGUUGAAUCAUAAUAGGAAAAAGAUAAAUUUGAAAUAUUGGUCAAAAAGACAUAUGUUAUUUUCAAAAUUUGAUCUUGGUAUUCUAUUGGACGAUGGUAUACAAUUGAUAACUAUUUUAUUAUUUUUAUAACAACUAAAAUAUUUUUACAGAAAGCUUUUAUUCUGUAUGUCCAGAAGUAUUAAGUUACCAUAUAGCAAAGCGUUGUCAAAAUCAUGUAGUCUUAGAUCCUUUCUGUGGAGCUGGUGGAAAUAUAAUUCAAUUAGCAUUUAUGUGCGAUUUAGGUAUACUUGUAUAAUAUUUUAUAAAAAUAAAAAUAACAAAAAAACAAAGUAUAUAUAAAUUUAAAUUAUAUAUUUUUAAUUGUGUUAAGUUAUAGCGAUUGAUAUAGAUCCAACAAAAAUAUUAUUUGCAAAACAUAAUGCUGAAAUCUAUGGUGUUGCUGAGAAAAUAGAAUUUAUUGUUGGUGACUUUUUCAGUUUGGCUUCUAAGUUAAAAGCAGAUGUAGUAUUCAUGUCACCACCCUGGGGUGGACCAGAAUAUUCAAUUAAUGAAAGCUUUAGCAUUGCUUUAAUGUGUAACAAUUUUAAUUGUGGUGGUUAUGAUAUUUUCAAUCUUACUAAAAGCAUUGCAUCAAACAUUGCAUUCCAUGUACCCAAAACAACUAAUAUAUUCGAAGUGAGUUUUUAAAUCUCUAAGUUUGGUUUUUUUCUUAUAACCAUUUUCUUAUAAUUAUUUUUCAGUGUUUAUGGUUAGCUAUAAACUUUGGAAAAGUGGAAAUUCAACAGAAUAUUAUCAACGGCAGAUUGAAUUCAAUCACAGCAUUUUAUGGAGAGUUUACAGAUAUAACUGAUGAUGAAUAUUAACUUGUAUAAUAUAUAACAUUAUCC